This is a messenger RNA of Haliotis rubra (blacklip abalone), 1997 nucleotides long. RefSeq names its product alpha-L-fucosidase-like. The transcript is spliced from 8 exons. The record is from RefSeq and is a predicted model, not a curated record. Gene Ontology annotation, molecular function: alpha-L-fucosidase activity. Gene Ontology annotation, cellular component: lysosome. Gene Ontology annotation, biological process: fucose metabolic process; glycoside catabolic process. Bases 100 to 1488 code for a protein of 462 amino acids. Lineage: Eukaryota; Metazoa; Mollusca; Gastropoda; Lepetellida; Haliotidae.
CUGCUUAACUUCACAAAGCGCCCAUACCAACACCGAUCACGUGACUAGCUUCGAGUCAUGUGAUUCAGAUAAAACAAGCUCCACAUCCUGAUAUCUUAUAUGUAUACAAGAUCAGCCAACAUGGCUGGACUGUUGUUGUUUACGCUGUUGACUGUGACAUUAGCAGCAGGUGUCCACUACGACCCCACAUGGGAGUCACUGAAUCAAAGGCCCCUCCCGGCCUGGUACGACGAGGCGAAGUUUGGCAUCUUCCUUCACUGGGGGGUGUUCUCUGUUCCAAGCUACGCUGGAGCUUGGUUCCAGGAGUACUGGCGACAAAACAGAUCGGACGUUGUGGAGUUUAUGAGGGAAAACUACAGACCAGGUUUUACCUAUGCUGACUUUGCAGCUCAAUUCACAGCUGAAUUCUACAACCCCGACGAAUGGGCGGAGAUAUUCAACGCCUCUGGAGCAAGAUAUGUUGUACUUACAUCCAAGCACCAUGAAGGAUUCUGCAACUGGAACACCAAACACUCCUUCAACUGGAAUUCUAUGGAUGUUGGACCCAAAAGGGACUUAGUGGGUGACCUGGCCAACUCUAUCCGGAAGAAGUCCAUUCUCAAGUUUGGUAUUUACCACUCACUGUUCGAGUUUGUCAACCCUUACUGGCUCCAGGAUCAGAAGAACAAAUUCCGCACACAGGACUUUGUCCGGUUCAAGACCAUGCCCGAGUUGUAUGAGUUGGUGAAUCAGUACGAGCCCGAUCUGAUAUGGUCUGAUGGAUCCUGGCUGGCGCCGUCGUCCUACUGGAACUCCACACACUUUCUGGCCUGGUUGUACAACGACAGCCCCAUCAAGGACACUGUGGUGACGAACGACCGCUGGGGAGAUGAAUGUAUGUGUAAGAACGGAGGAUACUUCACCUGCCAUGAUAAGUACAAUCCAGGCGUACUACAGAAACACAAGUUUGAGGAUGCGACAACUAUUGAUAAGUAUGCAUGGGCCUUCCGACGUAACGCCAAGAUUGAAGACUUCAACACAGUCUAUGAACUUAUUACUCAGCUUGUUCAAGUUGUCAGUUGUGGUGGUAACUUCCUGCUGAAUGCUGGCCCCACGUCCAGCGGUAUGAUCAACCCAAUAUUUGCUGAGAGGCUGCUCCAGAUUGGCCAAUGGCUGAAGCUUAACGGGGACGCCAUCUAUGGGACUCGACCCUGGACUUCCCAGAACGACACAGCGACACCUGGUGUCUGGUACACAUCCAAGAAGUCAGCAACCGGUAUUACUGUGUACGCCAUCACUCUCCACUGGCCAAGGGGAGAUAAGCUGGAGCUAGGUGCCCCACAAGCGGGUCCCGCCACCAAAGUAACGUUGCUGGGAUACCCAGGAUACUUUAACUUCCAAGCUGGCGCCACAUCAGGAAUGACAGUGAUGAUUCCAACAAUACCAUUUAAUCGUAUGCCUUGCGAGUGGGCCUGGGUUUUCAAGCUUGAUAAUCUCAAAAACCAAUAGAAUGCCUUAUGUAUACUUAAUAUGCAUUUGUUUAGCGGGUUCUCAUUGUGAUUUUAUGGUUUAGAUAUAUUUUUUAACAUGUUUUUUAUUCCUUGUGUAUCCUGUUUUGGAUCAGAUGGUCUGUGUUUGGAUAUAUUGUAUUUUUGUACAUACGUGGUUGAAUACUAAUUUUUUGCUUUUAAAUUACUUGCUUUGAAAGAAUUUAUCAUUCAUACUUUUAUGGAAUCCAUGUUACUGAACAAACAUUUUUAAAGUGGAACAAGGGUAUCAAAGAGUGGAACAAACGUAACCCGAGAGUUGUCACAGGGAGACGCACAGACUGUUAAGGGGAGGUAAUUGCGGGAACUCUUCAGUAUGAUGUGUAAAACUCAGGCAACCAUAUGUUCUGGUGUUGUCAUUGUUACAGAAUAUCAAACGAAGCAUUCUUUUUUAUAUUUUACUCUGUUUUUUGAAGAUUUGAAUUUUACCAAAAAUGUAACAGUGAGAAAUCAGAUCAUUUUUAUAGAAAA